CCAACCAUGGUAUAUAUGCCUUUCAUCACGAUGAAAAAAGUCACAGGACCUCCAGAAUUGCUCGCGCUCUCAAGCUUGCAAACAUCGACAAAUCUAUAAACCGUGCCGAUUCACCAACUCCAAGUACAAACUACACCACCUUGCACACCACCACUUGAGCGCCAGAGCCACACCUACACUCAACAUGAUGAUCCGGAGACAGAACCUCCACCGCUUCCAGAGCCUCGCACUCGCACAAACAUCCAGAACCCUUGCACAAACACCACGCUACGUCUCCCAGAGCGCACGACAGAAUGUCUCUAUCCCCGCCUCAUCACAAGUCUCGACCUCACAUCUACUGUCGACACAGCCAGAGUCGCAAAUAGCGCAGACAAAAGCAGUCCUCGGACGCCUACCUACCGAGACUGUCCUCCGAUCCUACCUUAUCACAGCCGUAUCAUCACGGCCUCUGCUGCUCAAUGCUUGCUUCGGCAUCUUACGGCGCAUGCUAGACUCGAAGUCUUUCCUCCUGAGCAUCGAGCGAAACCCAGUGCUGUCCAACUUGCUCAAGAAGACUUUCUACGCGCAGUACUGCGUUGGCGAGAAGAAGGAUGAGGUUGUCAAGAACACCGAAUUCGCGCGCACACUUGGAUAUGGCGGCAUCCUGUUUGAGUACGCGCUCGAGGUUCUAGGUGGAAAGGCACCGACUGCCGAGGAGACCAAGAUGGAGAUUGAGGUGUGGAGGAAGGGCAUGUUGCAAAGUGUCGAUAUGGCGAAGGAGGGCGACUUCGUUGGACUGAAAUGGUCCGGUCUCGGUCGUCAUGCCCUCAACCUCCUCCAGAACCAGCAAGAUGCCACCCCUGAAAUGUGGGAUGCCAUCACAGCAGCUUGCGAUGCCGCCGCUGCAAAGGGUGUCAGUCUCCUCCCUGGCGCCGAAGAAGAAGCCACCAACCGUGGACUCGAGAGGUGGACGCUAGCCCUACAGGAGAAAUACAAUAAGCCCGAGAAUGGUCGUGCAGUCCUCUACAUCACAUACCAAUGCUACCUUCGCGACAUCUCGAAGCGCCUGGCCCAGCACCUUGAGCGCGCAUCAAAGAAAGGCUACAUCGCCGGUGUCAAGCUCGUACGCGGCGCCUACCUCACCUCCGAGCCCAAGCACCUUACGUUCGAUACCAAAGCCGGCACUGACGCCAACUACGAUGCUUGCGCUGAUGCCGUAGUCCGCCAACAAUGGACUGACAAGGUCCCCGCCCCCACACCAGGCACUCCCUUCCCCAAGGUCAACAUUGUCCUAGCAACCCACAACCUCGCCUCCGUCCAAGCUGCCCAGAAGAUCCGCGCCCAACAAAUGCUCUCCACCUCCCCAGAGAACCUACCCCGUCUCACCUACGCCCAACUACAGGGUAUGGCCGACGAGAUCUCUCAGGCUCUAGUCCAAGACGAGACGAUGAAGGCGGAUACCCAGGCUAAGGUCGUCAAGUGCAUGACUUGGGGAACUACAACUGAGUGCCUGAACUUCUUGCUCAGGAGGGCGAGUGAGAACAAAGAGGCUGCGCUCCGUACUGAGGAUACCCGAAAAGCGAUGGGCAAGGAGCUCUGGAGGCGGUUGAGGGGUGUUUUCGGCCUUGCUUAAAUCGGGCUUUUCGUUUUUGGGAUUGAUGAUUUAUGAAGCGAGGCAUUUGCAUGAGCAUAAGCAUGGCGUUUGGAGGAACGAUGGGGAAGCUACUUCUAGCAUCACGGCUACCCUUUUUCUUCAGCAUUUGAGAUUUUGGGUAUUUUGCAUAGCGGUUUCACUUACGAGGGAGGGUACUUCCCAGAUAUCAAUAUGAACAUCAUAAACUAUUAUUAUUCAUCUCUGUCGCUG
Molecule: messenger RNA, 1843 nt
Organism: Alternaria rosae
Lineage: Eukaryota; Fungi; Ascomycota; Dothideomycetes; Pleosporales; Pleosporaceae
Product: FAD-linked oxidoreductase-like protein
Exons: 2
Coding region: 185-1612 (475 amino acids)
Cellular component (GO): mitochondrion
Molecular function (GO): FAD binding; proline dehydrogenase activity
Source: RefSeq, a predicted model, not a curated record